Trichoplusia ni (cabbage looper) is the source of this 2138-nucleotide messenger RNA. RefSeq names its product transmembrane protease serine 11G-like. Bases 479 to 2101 code for a protein of 540 amino acids. The transcript has 8 exons. NCBI's taxonomy places the organism in Eukaryota, Metazoa, Arthropoda, Insecta, Lepidoptera, Noctuidae. The record is from RefSeq and is a predicted model, not a curated record. Gene Ontology annotation, molecular function: serine-type endopeptidase activity. Gene Ontology annotation, biological process: proteolysis.
GAUAGCUCGAAGAUUACGCAGUUUAAAUUAAAAAAAAAUGUAAAUGUUAUAAAUUCAGAUAUGUUAAGUGAAUCUUCAACAAAGAGACGUUUAAUACAAUUUAAACCAUCAACUAGGUUACUAUUAUCUUAUACAUUUUAUGUUUAUGUUUCAGAUGAAACAUGAUCAUACAAUAAUUACAUUCAGUCUUAUACGCAGCAGCAACUUGUUGAUUAUAUAAGCCUAGUGUUAUGAAGCCAGCCGCUUUAUUAUGAUCAGUUUUAAUACGAGGACCUUUAUUGCCUCUGACGUCACAGCUUUAUCAUUAACUCCCGCAUAGCUCGGCAGAUCAGAAACAGAACGUUGAUUGACAUUUGCCUUAUUACCGCCCAGACCAAUAUGAGCCCCGUGAUAAAACUUUUACAACUCAUAAAAUUAUUCAAUAUCGAUAAAAUACAGGACGCGAUAAAUUCAGAACAACAAGAGCACUUCUGAUGUGAUGUAUUUUCUACUAUAUUUGACAUUGCUAUGUACUUGUUACGUGGUCCAAGCUCCUUACGUGUCAGAGCCUCUUGAAGGACAAAAUCUAACAGUAUAUGAUGUGUCCGACAGAGUGGUCACCAUGUUUGGUCUUGAUAUUGAAAAUCCAAGAAUCAAAGACCUGAAAGAGAAGUUAGAAAAAAUCAGUUCUUAUAUAGUUAACAAUAAGUUAGUAGCCGACGUUCUGGGCAACGUGACUUCUGAGACCAACCUGACCGAGACAAACUUCUACAAUGCUCUAAACGAAAAUGACCACUUCAAAUACUUGAGCACGAAUGAGUCAAAAAGCUUGUACUUAACGUUGAAGGAGAAGAUGACUCGAGAUGACAUUUUAAACAUAGUAGCUGAACGAGGAGAGAGGAAGAAACUAGUGAAAUCAGCUCGACGGAUGAUGCAGGACCCGCUCCCGAAGGAAGACGAUGAAGAGAUGAUGAACGAUGUCGUCGAUAAAAUGAUAGGAGAAGCGCCACAAGACUCACACAAGUUGAAGAAAAAUGAAAGCAUAUAUUGGGACCCUCAAAACGAGUUGGAAGACUUGAAACAGUACCAUGAAGAGAAGCGCAGCGGGCGGCGCAUCUUCAAGGGCGAGAGGACCACCAUCCGGUACUACCCGUUCAUGGCCUCCGUGCACGUGAUGGGCAGGUUCUGGUGCGGGGCGGUGCUGUACUGGCAGGACAUGGCCAUCACCUCCGCGUCGUGCUUGCAACUGAUGCACAACAACCGCUUCUUCCGUGAGAACCCGCGGGUGGUUCAAUUGAGGAUGGGCAGCAACCACAGCAGGAUCGGAGGAGAGGUCAUCGACGUCCUCGAGGUAUACUUCCACCCGGGCUACAACCCCAAGUCGUUGCGGAACAACCUGGCGGUGGUGCGCCUGCGCCGGCGCCUACACUUCUCCUACCACAUCCUGCCCAAGAUCAUCGCUAUCUCCCACCACGGCCACUCGGUGCCUGCCACCGCUGAGAUACUGGUCCUCGGGUGGGGAGUCACUAAGAUAUCACAGAAACUGGCGUACGAGCCAAUCUUCUUACAGAGGAAGUUUUUGCCAGUCUACCCGAACGCUUUUUGCAAAGAGGUGUACGGGGAUAAAUUUAUAACGGAGAAUAUGUUCUGUGCCGGCACGCUGACCACGGGCGAGGGAGCCUGCGAUCACGAUGCGGGCGGUCCAGCGAUCCUAUCUGGUCGUCUGGUGGGGAUCAUCUCUUUCGGACCAGCCAUCUGCGGGUUCGCUAAUGCUCCCACUGUGUUCACCCUCAUAGGAGCUUUUGCCGAUUGGAUAGAAUCAGUUAACGAAAGCAUGCCCGGCUACUACCGCGGGAACGCUCGCUCAACCACGACCACCAAAUCUCAAGUCAACGAGUUUCUGGCCACCUACAGGAUAUCGAUGCAAAGCGCCAAGAGUACGAAGGGGCCGUUAUUGGCUCCGUUUACUUUGAAGAAGUAUAUUCCGCCCACCACGCAGGCUGAGGAGACGUUGUCAGUCGAGAAGUCGGCGGUGCCCGGCCGCAUCGCGCUGCGAGAGGGCGCGCGGGCGGGCGCCUACGAGUCGGACGGGGGGUGGAGUGCUGACUCUAAGAAAAAAUAAAUAAUCAUCUUUAUUAUAGUUACCGGCAAGGAUCUUG